CGGCGAAACCGGGAGUAUUAUACUACUAAGGUAUCGACCCUGUGCGGCAUCGGAGUUCCUACCUGCAACUCGUCCGUACUCAUUCGCGUAAUCAUGGCAUGGCCAGGCAGUGCCGACUUCUCGGGUCUCCAACAGUCACCGACAUCGACACCAUUCGGCGGAGACGUGCCGCCGUCCCUGCAGCAGGUCCAACAGCAGCAGCAGCAGCAACAGCUCACGCCCACAUCCUCGUCGACAGCAGGACCACCACGUAAGAGGAAGAAGAGCGAGAUACAGGAUGAUCAGAGCCCUCAGGCAGACGCGUCAGGCGGACUGGCAAAGGCGCAUCCGGUGAAGAGAGCCUGCAACCAGUGUCGACAGCAAAAGCUACGAUGCAACAUCCAGACAGAACCAGAGUUCCAGCCAUGCGGCCGAUGCAUCAAGCACAACCUGACGUGCGCCAUCGAUCCUGGCUUUAAGAGGCAGGAAAAGCGACAGAGACAUGCCGAGAUGGAACGCGAACUCGAGUCGCUCAAGGCCGAGAAUGCGAACUUGCGCAUGGGAAUGGCAAGAGGAGGCUUGUCCAACACGGCAGACCCUCUCCAACCGCCGACUUUCCCUCCUCAACCACCCUACGUGAACCCGAACAAUCCCUUCCCCGGUCCGAAUGAAGCUGCCGCCUCGCGUUCCCUGCUCGACCUGGCCCAAGGCAUCGACUACCCGACACGAGAGCCGACACUCCACACGCUUGGAAGAGUGACAUUGAGCGAGAACGAGGUCAUGGACCUUGUCGGAAUCUACUUUGCACGCUACCACCCAUACCUGCCUCUGCUGUCUCCCGACACGCCAUACACGGCCUUCUUCUCCAUGUCUCCUCUGCUGCAUUGGACCAUUCUUACAAUCGCCAUGCGCCGAUAUGACGGUCGCCCUGGCCUAUUGCAAGAACUCCGCCAGUCAUUCACCGACCUGAUGUGGACCACCAUCGCCUCAGUCCCGCAGUCGUACCACGUCGUCAAGGCUCUAGUUCUCAUUUGCACAUGGCCCAUGCCUAGCAGCUCGACAUCACACGAUCCGAGCAUGAUGCUUUGUGGAACUAUGGUCCAGCUUGCCAUGCAGUUCGGCUUGCACCGUCCUUCGCACGCUCAAGACUUUUCUCGCAACAGAAUUGAGCUUCGAGAUGAGGACAUCCAAGAUCGCAUGCACACUUGGGUUGCUUGCAAUUUGAUUGCUCAAAACACUUCAACUGGGUACGGCAUGCCUCAAAUCUCUCGCUGGAAUUGGUACACUCACGGCCUCCACCUCGAUCGCAUCUCCGGUGCUUUCCGCAACCGCAUUCAGAUUGAAAGAUUCGUUGAUAAGGUCACUCGCACUCUGUACAUUAUGCAACGGGACGAGUUCGUUGGUGGUGACGAAGCUCAUCGUUCUCUUCUUAUCGAUACUCUCGGAAGAGAGUACGAGGAGCUCGAAACCUCGAUCCGCGCAAACCACGCCUCACACGUUGAUCUACUUCAUGCUCAGAUCGCUGCUCUCCAUCUGCGCCUAACAGCAUUCUUUGGCUCCCCUUCAGCGCCGACAUACAAGUCUGAUCUCUCAGCGUUGUACAUUGCUGCUUCAACAUUGCUCAAAUCAUUCUUGGCACUACCACCCAAUGUUGGUGUGCAUACUCCUGGCGGCGAACAUCUGUCUGGUCCCUACCAAUGCUUUGCUACAAAUUACAUGAUGCAGAUGGUCUUGGCAGCAGGCUUCACUCUCAUGAAGUUGCUGAACUCCUUCUUCUCCAACAAAGUUGAUGUCACCAGCGGUAGAAACUUGUUCCUUCAAACUGUAGCCGCUCUCCGCAACAUCUCGGUUGUACCUAACGACUUGCCUCAACGUUUGGCUGAAGUCCUCGCCCAACUUUGGCAAGCAAACGGUGGAGGCUCUACCAACAAGCUCUUCCCCGACUCGCCAAACUUCAUCUCAGAUCCGGAACACUCUCUCCAACUCAAGGUGCGCUGUCGCAUGAGUAUGAGUUUGCUCUACGACAGUGUGUGGCGCUGGAAAGACCACGUUGGUGCUGGAGCUUCUAAGAACCUCGACCGUGCUAUCCAACAUCCUACCAUUCCUACUGCUAUCCCCAACAACGACACCAGUGAUGCCCUUCCGCCAUCCACAAUGGCUCCUGAUCAAGACUUGACCUUGAGCGGACUGGAGAACUGGGAGAAUCUCAACUUCGCAGCUAAUGCGCCGUUUGAUUCGUUGGGUUGGGCAUUGGAUGGUUUCCUGGACAUGCCCGAAGGCUUCAUGGCAUAAAAAAAGGAGUGUUAAUGUUAAGGUAUCGGACGGGGUUUUGCUUCUUGAACAUAGGCGUUUUGCGCAGCGAUGGGUGGCUUAUUCUUUGUUUCUUGCUUCAACAGCUUUUCAUGGAAAUUGAAGUUUUUGAUGGACGGGGUUUAGCUAGAUGAAUGAUGGGAAAGGACGAAAAGAGAGCGACACAACAGAUGAAUUCACGAUCAACUUUUGACAUUCCGAG
Molecule: messenger RNA, 2491 nt
Organism: Aureobasidium pullulans EXF-150
Lineage: Eukaryota; Fungi; Ascomycota; Dothideomycetes; Dothideales; Saccotheciaceae
Exons: 2
Coding region: 94-2271 (725 amino acids)
Biological process (GO): regulation of DNA-templated transcription; DNA-templated transcription
Cellular component (GO): nucleus
Molecular function (GO): transcription cis-regulatory region binding; DNA-binding transcription factor activity, RNA polymerase II-specific; zinc ion binding
Source: RefSeq, a predicted model, not a curated record